CCCAGCCAAGUAUACUUUCAUUACAGCUUUGUAAUAAAAUAGGCCAAAAACAUUUUGGCUGCUAACAGGUCAUUUUGUUUGUAAGAUAAUAUUAAUUGAAAAAGCUGCCUACGAUAGACUAUCAAUAUUUUCAGGAGAUAUUGUUGAGGGAAGAUCGUUCGAAAGAUAGAAACUAGAGUAAUUACAUUCUACACAAGUUAAACAAAUACGGAGUAUUAUAAUAUACAAACUUAAAGCGGGAUAAAGAAACGGUAUAAGAAAAGGGAAUAAAAUGAUAAAGAAAAAGCCAGCGCCAUCAAAAAUAAGAAGACUAGAAAUUCAAGAGGCAAAACUAAGACGAGAACUGAAAGAUACGCUAAAAGAUAUAAGUGCAGAUACAAAGAAACGUGGAGAGGAAGAUUAUUUAGGUAUUGUUGAACGUCAAAAACUUGCCAAUCGUUCAGUAGAUAUCCGCUCAAAACUGCUACGUUUACAAGAUGAAAUUGGCACACGAGAGAUCGUCAAUGAAGACAGAGAUAGUAAAGACAUAAGGAAGAGAAUUCAAGAGCGUUAUGCAGCCGCAGCUAGACGACAUAACAAGUUACUAUGGACAACAGUAGAGUUGGAACGUAUGAAAGAAGAUGAAAGUGCUAUUCGGGCUAUUGCCAAGGAUGACCUAGGCCUACAAACCAGACAAAAACCGGAGGAUAUAUCACCCGUUGAUGCCUAUGCAACCGAUAGCCGUAAAAUCGCAUCAGCUACAAGUAGGAUUUCUACGUCAAGCUUAAGGCACUCGACACAAGAACUCGAUUUCAAGGCAUUGGAAAAACACGAGCACUUGGAACACGUUCGAGAGUCUUUGUCAUCUCUAGGAUUACACUGUCCGCGUGAUCAGCUCCACAAAGCCGACGGAUUAAAACAUAAGUACGACCUAACACGCGAAAUGAGAAACUUGGCUCAUGGACAAAUGAUUUCAAGACAGAAUAAGAACUCCUAUUGGAGAAUCAAUCCACCAUAUCGGCGAGAACGAAAGAAUGUUGUUCACGUGCGAAGAGCUUACGCCAAAGACUUUUAUGAGGAUAGGAUUGAUAUUAUGAAAGCGAGAGAUACGAACAUCGUCACACCAAGAGCUGAAGUAUUGCAAAAAAUAAAGAGUAAAGAAGAGGACGAACUGGGGAGAUUUAAGAUGACUUCUGGACGAACUAUUUCUGUGAAGAAAAUGAAAGAUUUUACACCUCCUGGCAUGAAGCUUUCGCCACUUGAAAGUUUGGAAGGGCAAUAAUAUACACUCAUGACAACUUUUAUAAAAACGACAAUUAUAUUUUUUAUUGUUAAAACAAACAAAAGUGUAACAACACCUUCCUACUUUACUAAAUACACUAAUAAAGAAUUUCAAAUGUCGUAAAAAUAUGGGAAUGUUGAAUGUAUAAAUUAAAAUGCAUAUGACGCGGAAACUGAAAAAUUACAAGUAAGUAAGACAGAGUUCUUCUAAGGCGAAGUUGACCGAAAAUUGUCUUAAAAUAUGUUUGUUGUUUUCCUUUUGGGUGCUCGUGCAAGAAACGACCUGGCGAGACCUUUUUCAUGCAUAAUUCUACAAUGGAUCUUUCCCCUUAUAACUAAAAUUUUGAUCUAGACAAAAAUUUCAUCACAGCUUGAAAGAGCAUCACAAAAUUAGUAAUAUUCCAAAGUUUCGUUGCGAAAUGUAAAAUGCGGAUAAUAUAGCCUUACGAAAUUUGCCGUUUUUCAGUCAUUUUGUAUUACGCGGGGGAAAUUCACAGCCCAAUCGGGUGUUGGGGCAUCAAUUUCCCGUUUGUAAUACAAAAUGACUGAAAAUUGCAAAUUUCGCAGGGCUAUAUUAUCCGCAUUUUACAACAUUUCGCAACGAAACGUCGGAACAUUAAUUUUGUGAUGCUCUUUCAAGCUGCGAUGAAAUUUUUGUCUAGACUUGUCUAGAUCAAAAUUUUAGUUAUAAGGGGAAAAGUCCAUUCCAAUUCAGGUAAGAUCCUCUCACAUUGCUUCCUUGACUCCAGAUGCUUCGCAACAUCCCUGUAUGUGCACAGUUUAAUUUUCUUCUUAAAUUAAAGAAACCUGUGUAGAGAUACCUAUAAUUUACCUAAUUUAAUAAAGCAUUAGCUAUACAUCAGUGAUUGUCUCACAUGCAAAAAACAGUAACUAUACAUAAGUUACUUCACUAAAUAUUAGAUAUACAUUUUAAAAGUCACUAACAAUUUUAACGGCAUAUGCAUUACAAGUUACCUCUCUCCUCCGCAGAGACUUCUUUUGGCUAUGCAUGAUUACGAUUAGUAUUGAGAUACAUUUCACUACACUUUACAUGCAUGGCGGAUCUUGGAACACGAGCUGAGCCGAACUAAAGCCUCUGGGGAGGAGAGAGACAAGUUACGGUUUGCUCAUGCACGAUCCCACUCGUCUACCGGAACGAAUAUCAGAAAAAUAUAUAGGCACUAUUAUAACAAAGCAUAAAAUGUAGGCUCUAUUUAGAAUACACAAUAUCUUAUAAAAAACUCCUAUAAUAAUGCAUGUUCUAUGCUAAAACGAUUAAAGUACUCUAAGUAUACACAAGUUACAUAUAUAAAAAUUCAUACAUCAACAUAAAAAUUACAUGUCAAGUUUAAUUGUUCUUAUGUUUGCGCGGUUUCUUCGCGUCGGCACUGCUCAAUCUUCAACUGCAAGAUCUUACAUUUAAGAUCUGCGAUGUAGAUCUCGUUUCGUAACGAAUCCUUCUUCAUUUCUCUGGCAAACUGAAAUACAACAG
Messenger RNA from Paramuricea clavata, 2752 nucleotides. NCBI's taxonomy places the organism in Eukaryota, Metazoa, Cnidaria, Anthozoa, Malacalcyonacea, Plexauridae. The record is from the annotation of a GenBank genome assembly.